UGAGAGGGCGGGAGGGGGCAGAGCGUCCCCUCUCUAUGGUGGCGGCGGAAGCGCGGCGGGCGGUUCCGGCGGGUGUGAGGCCUGGCGGGGAGGUUAAUGGCGGACGCCGUUCCCGCCGCUGAGCACUGACCGCUUCCCUCGCCGCCAUGUCUGUCGUGCCGCCCAACCGUUCGCAGACCGGCUGGCCCCGCGGGGUGAACCAGUUCGGGAACAAGUACAUCCAGCAGACGAAGCCGCUCACGCUGGAGAGGACCAUCAACCUGUAUCCUCUGACAAAUUACACAUUUGGUACAAAGGAGCCCCUGUAUGAGAAGGACAGUUCGGUGGCAGCUCGGUUUCAGCGCAUGAGGGAAGAGUUUGACAAGAUCGGCAUGAGGCGGACAGUGGAAGGAGUUCUGAUUGUACAUGAGCACAGGCUGCCCCACGUGCUCUUACUGCAGCUGGGUACAACUUUUUUCAAGCUACCUGGUGGUGAACUCAAUCCAGGAGAAGAUGAGGUAGAAGGGCUCAAACGCUUAAUGACAGAGCUUUGCUUUUUGGCUGGCUUCAGGCAAAUACUGGGUCGUCAGGAUGGUGUUCAGCAAGACUGGGUGAUUGAUGACUGCAUUGGUAACUGGUGGAGACCGAACUUUGAACCUCCACAGUAUCCCUAUAUCCCAGCUCAUAUUACAAAACCAAAAGAGCACAAAAAGCUUUUCUUGGUCCAGCUUCAAGAAAAGGCUUUGUUUGCGGUCCCAAAAAAUUACAAGCUGGUCGCUGCACCGUUGUUUGAGCUCUAUGACAAUGCACCAGGAUAUGGACCCAUUAUUUCCAGCCUUCCUCAACUUUUGAGCAGGUUCAACUUUAUUUACAACUGAAUUCCCAUAUGCCUGAAGAGCCCAAUAGAAGAAGCCGUCUCUGUGAGCACAGCUUUAAAAUGUAGAGAAAAGAAUACGUGUGAUGCAAGGAUUUUUUUUAUGUCGUUCUUUUCCUGAAGGCCGCUAAACUUUCUAUGAUAUGAAUAGAGAAGUGAAUCUCAACUGUUUAGGUAGUAGGGUGGCAAUGUGAUAUAAGUGUUUUAAUCACAUUUCAUUGUAAUACUCACCGAAUUUUUUUUGUACAACAUUAAACAAAAUGGUUCAGA
This is a messenger RNA of Chroicocephalus ridibundus (black-headed gull), 1123 nucleotides long. RefSeq names its product nudix hydrolase 21 (gene NUDT21). Lineage: Eukaryota; Metazoa; Chordata; Aves; Charadriiformes; Laridae. Gene Ontology annotation, cellular component: mRNA cleavage factor complex. Bases 147 to 857 code for a protein of 236 amino acids. The record is from RefSeq and is a predicted model, not a curated record. The transcript has 8 exons. Gene Ontology annotation, molecular function: mRNA 3'-UTR AU-rich region binding.